Molecule: messenger RNA, 2823 nt
Organism: Talpa occidentalis (Iberian mole)
Lineage: Eukaryota; Metazoa; Chordata; Mammalia; Eulipotyphla; Talpidae
Gene: SRL
Product: sarcalumenin
Exons: 6
Coding region: 187-1683 (498 amino acids)
Molecular function (GO): GTP binding
Source: RefSeq, a predicted model, not a curated record
UUGGGCUGCCUCCAGCGCUCCUGGCCGAGCUGCCUCUGGACUCCCUGAGGCCCCUGGCAACGCCAGGGUCUGAGUCCAUGCAGAAAGUGCUUUGGGAUGAGUCAGGAGCUGGGAGAGAAAGCGGGUGUUUGCCAGUGGUUGGUUGAGGAGGGAGAGGCCGACACCUGAAGACAGACAAGGGAGGACAUGUGGAGAGGCCGGAGCUGGCCUAGGCCAUGUCCUGCCUGGCCUGGGAGUGGGGCUGGAGCAGGGACCUUCCCACAGCCUCCAGCUGAAUGGGGCUGCGGCUCAUCUCCCUGCUGUGAGGACCGGGCCAGCACAGAAGAGGCGGAGGAUGUGAGCGAGGAGGCCCCGCUGCGGGACCGCUCCCACAUCGAGACGACGCUGAUGCUGACCGAGGACAAGCCGGCCGACGACUACUCGGCGGUGCUGCAGCGGCUCCGGAAGAUCUACCACUCAUCCAUCAAGCCCCUGGAGCAGUCGUACAAGUACAACGAGCUGCGGCAGCACGAGAUCACAGAUGGGGAGAUCACUUCCAAGCCAAUGGUGCUGUUCUUGGGACCGUGGAGUGUCGGCAAAUCCACCAUGAUCAACUACCUCCUCGGGCUGGAAAACACGCGCUACCAGCUCUACACAGGUGCCGAGCCCACCACGUCCGAGUUCACGGUGCUCAUGCACGGGCCCAAGCUCAAGACCAUUGAGGGCAUCGUCAUGGCCGCGGACAGCGCCCGCUCCUUCUCGCCCCUUGAGAAGUUCGGCCAGAAUUUCCUCGAGAAGCUGAUUGGCAUUGAGGUUCCCCACAAGCUCCUGGAGCGGGUCACCUUCGUGGACACUCCGGGUAUCAUCGAGAACCGCAAGCAGCAGGAGAGGGGCUACCCCUUCAACGACGUGUGCCAGUGGUUCAUUGACAGAGCCGACCUCAUCUUUGUGGUCUUCGAUCCCACCAAGCUGGACGUGGGGCUGGAGCUGGAGACGCUCUUCCGCCAGCUGAAGGGACGGGAGUCCCAGAUCCGGAUCAUCCUGAACAAGGCGGACAACCUGGCCACACAGAUGCUCAUGCGCGUCUACGGCGCCCUCUUCUGGAGCCUGGCCCCCCUCAUCAACGUCACGGAGCCCCCCAGGGUGUAUGUCAGCUCCUUCUGGCCCCAAGACUACAGGGCCGACACCCACCGCGACCUUUUCCUCAAGGAGGAGAUCUCGCUGCUGGAAGACCUGAACCAGGUGAUCGAGAACCGGCUGGAGAACAAGAUCGCCUUCAUCCGCCAGCACGCCAUCCGCGUGCGCAUCCACGCCCUGCUGGUGGACCGCUACCUGCAGACCUACAAGGACAAGAUGACCUUCUUCAGCGACGGCGAGAUGGUCUUCAAGGACAUCGUGGAAGACCCCGACAAGUUCUACAUCUUCAAGACCAUCUUGGCCAAGACCAACGUCAGCAAGUUCGACCUCCCCAACCGCGAGGCCUACAAGGACUUCUUCGGCAUCAACCCCAUCUCCAGCUUCAAGCUGCUGUCCCAGCAGUGCUCCUACAUGGGCGGCUGCUUCCUGGAGAAGAUCGAGCGGGCCAUCACGCAGGAGCUCCCCGGCCUCCUGGGCAGCCUCGGGCUGGGCAAGAACCCCGGGGCCCCCAACUGUGACAAAACAGGGUGCGGGGAGACCCCAAAGAACCGCUACAAGAAACACUAGGAGGUGCGUGGCCGUUCCCGGUUCCUCGUGGUGAACGAGCUCGCGUCCGACCGUCUGAGAAGUCCUGGUGUGUUAACCCUCUGAGCCACGCUGGCGCCACGAGCGCUGGAGACUCGGGGUCCCUGGAGGCCGGGUGGGGGGGUGCGUGGUGCAGGGGCGUGGCAACUGUGAAUCGCCUCGGGCCUGUCCUGCCUCUCCAGUGAGGGGCCUGGGCGAGCGGGGCGACCCGCUCUUCCCGGGUCCCCUCCGAGGGGCAGAGCGCAGCAGAGUUCUAGCGUCUGCUGGGUUAGCGGCGUCGGGGCAGCUGGAACCCCGCCUUCCCUGGGAGCCGGGAGCAGAGCGGACCUGAGCGCGGGGCCUCUCGGGCCUGGCGGCCUCCUCCUCCGCCCACCCCCUGCUGCCCGCCCGCGCCUCUCCUCAUCUCCAGGGCCACCGCCUUGGGUGUGAAUCCGUCUGGCUGGCGAGCCCCUCCCCAGGCCCUCUUCCCGCGCUCCUGGAGAGGCAGGGGCGGUUUAGGGUGCCGAACCCUGCAGAGCGCCCGCGUCUGCCUCUGCGGGCCGCUUCUCUGACUCGUCUUCCAGGCUCCGCUCUUGCUGGCCGGAGGGGCUGUUGGGCGUCUUCAGGUCCCGGCUUCUUGGAAGCGACUCAGAGGCGGCCGGGGGCCCAGAGGGUUGACUGGUGUGCAGUGUGUCUUUGUUGCAUGUCUUGGAAAACGGCCCCAGAGGUCUGGUCUUGCGGGAGGAUGGCGGAGACCCCGCUCUUUCCCUCCGGGACUUGUCUGGGCAGCCCCCUCGCCCCCGUUGGAGGAGGCUGUCCCGCCCUUCUCUGGGGGGCUCGGCGCCAGGGUGCUCCUCCGGCGGCCAUCACCUCCCGCCCUCCCUCUCCAUUCUGAGGCGCCGGCAGAACCGAGGGGCUUCUCCGGCGUCAGCACCAGGGGUGGCGCCACGACUUACCCCUCAGUGUCACGUGUGACGGGAUGGUGAUGCCCACGGCCAUCCCGCGGGGACGCUGGGCCCCCCCACCACGAGUGGGGCCUGUGGUCUGCGUGGCCCAUGAUAGGCCAGGGAGGGCGGGGGAGGUGGCGGAGAAAGGAUCCCGCCCGCUGGCGUGCCCCCGCGUGGGCUGGAGGGGCCGUGGGGG